GGACUCUGAUACGUAACUCUUUUCUCCGUCCGUCCUUCCUCACCUGUUUUCGUCAACUCAUGCGCAAAGUUUACAUCCGUCUCUCCGAAGUCGAAAGGCGGCGUUUACAUUGCCCCCAUUCACCAACCCAAUCCACUAGCCGCGCUGCCCCUUCUAUUUAUCCGACCCUCCUUCUGUUCAAUGAGUUUCGCUGAGUCUUUCUCGAGCCUUUGAGUUGAGGGCCUUGACAGUGAGUAAGUACAAGGGGCACUGGGGUGUACGCGAGCCAUGAUGCCGGAGCCGAAGGCGGCCGACCAGAGUGGCGAAGCGCCGGUCUUCCAUCCCGGGGUGGACAGGGAACGAGAGAUGUCGGCCAUGGUCCUGGCCCUGACGCGCGUGGUGGCCGGAGAUGUUCCCAGCGACGCCGAGGGGUCGUGCUCCUUUCCCCCCGGAGUCCUGCGACUGAAGAGAGGCGGCGGAGAUUCGUUGGCCGAGGCAUCGGUUGAGGCGCUUUGGAGAGCCCCUGGAAGAGGAUCAUCAGUCGAUGCUGCGAGAGGCAUCAUGGAAGGUCCCAGCAUGAACACAACAAACCAUGCAACUCCAACGUAUGAGUAUAGCAACAGUACAACUAUGAUGUCGAUGUCCAAGUACGAACACCAACCAAGAAGAAAAUACAGAGGAGUGAGACAGAGGCCGUGGGGGAAGUGGGCAGCUGAGAUCCGAGACCCGGUCAAGGCUGCAAGGGUUUGGCUAGGCACGUUUGAGACGGCAGAAGCGGCAGCCCGAGCGUAUGACGUCGCGGCCUUGAAAUACCGAGGCAACAAGGCCAAGCUCAACUUCCCUGAGAAUGUCGUCGCCCACCUCUCCCUGGCCGAUCCUCCCGCGAACCAGGUGGCUGUUUCGGAUGCCGAAAUGACCCUUUUGUCCGCUCCGGAGAGCACAGAACCUCAGUUGGUUUCAGGUCUGGAUCAAGGCUUUGACAAAUGGUGCUCUUGGUUGUCUCCUGAUCCUGAUCUUGCGUCUUCUAAUUUGUUGUCGUCACCACCUUCUUCUUCAUCUUCAGGUUCAAAAGCAGGAUCCUUUGCUUGCCCAACUUGGUCUGAUUCUGGCCAUUUUAGCUCCUUCUCUAGGCAGUUUUGAAUAUACUCUUGUUCGCUCUAUUUUCAUUAGUUGUAUAUGCACUCGUUUGUGAUUUCGGAAUUGACCUUGUAUUUGUUUGUAAACCAGUUUUAAUUACAAUGCCAAGCAUUAUUCAUACCGCAAA
Syzygium oleosum is the source of this 1243-nucleotide messenger RNA. RefSeq names its product ethylene-responsive transcription factor ERF110-like. The coding region runs from base 268 to 1119 and encodes 283 amino acids. The record is from RefSeq and is a predicted model, not a curated record. Gene Ontology annotation, molecular function: DNA binding; DNA-binding transcription factor activity. The transcript is spliced from 2 exons. Gene Ontology annotation, biological process: ethylene-activated signaling pathway; regulation of DNA-templated transcription. NCBI's taxonomy places the organism in Eukaryota, Viridiplantae, Streptophyta, Magnoliopsida, Myrtales, Myrtaceae.